AUGACUCGAGAUACGAAUAGUCGACGGGCAAAAGACUUAGCAGCAUUGGCUGGUGUAGAGUUAUUCCAGGGAACCUUUGCCAGUGAGGAUGACCUGACUAGUGGAUUUACCGGCUGUGAUGGUGCUUUUGUGAAUAUCGACAGCUUUAACUGCGGCGAAAAAUCAGAGCUCUUUUGGGGCAUACGAGCUUAUGAGAUAGCAAUCUCCGUUGGCUUGAAAUUCUAUGUCUGGGGUAAUCUUGACUACGGAUUAAAAAAGGGUGACUGGAACCCAAAGUAUCGAUGCGGCCACUACGACGGCAAAGGACGAGUCGGGGAUAUGGCACUCUCUCCUUUGACCAUCAUGACGCCGCGACUUAUCGAUGGAGUAGUUACAUGGUCGGUCCCCCUAGGGGAGGGAGAAAUUUCUCACGUGGCCCUCUCAGACUGUGGUAUCUAUGUACGUUGGCUAUUUGACAACAAUGAUCGAGCAAAUGGUCUGGAUCUUGAAGUGGCCAUUGCCCACAUCUCGUAUUCCGAAAUGGCUGCUGCUUUCACAAAGGUGACAGGAAGGCCUGCACGUUACGUGGAUGUUCCAUUUGCAGAAUAUUUCAAGGCAUUCAGUGGGCGUGAGUCGUUCAUGAACGUGUUGAAAAAUCCACGUAUGGGGUUGAUGUCCAAAUUGCGAUUCGGGUUUGGCUUUUCAACUAAACAACCAUCUUCUUACAACGCCGACCCGGCAGAUCCUGCCACAUUGAGCUUUGAAACGAACUUCACAGGGUUCUGGAACCUAUGGAGAGCGAGCAAAGGUAACAAGGGGGUCAUGAGAAGAAACUACGAAUUGCUGGACGAAAUACAUCCAAAUCGAAUCAGAAGUGCUGAAGAGUGGUUUACAAAAGAGGCAGAGAAAGGCGACCUCUGGGAGCGGGUAAAUAAUAUGGCCCCAAUACUCAAGUGGAGUGAGGACGGUGCGCACGGUACACUUUGA
Penicillium riverlandense is the source of this 966-nucleotide messenger RNA. RefSeq lists its product as uncharacterized. Lineage: Eukaryota; Fungi; Ascomycota; Eurotiomycetes; Eurotiales; Aspergillaceae. The transcript is spliced from 4 exons. The record is from RefSeq and is a predicted model, not a curated record. The coding region runs from base 1 to 966 and encodes 321 amino acids.